Molecule: messenger RNA, 294 nt
Organism: Leptosia nina
Lineage: Eukaryota; Metazoa; Arthropoda; Insecta; Lepidoptera; Pieridae
Source: the annotation of a GenBank genome assembly
AUGCUUUACAACUUCUUAUGUGGUGUUAACUCACCAACUUACAUGAGAUUGGCAACUAUGACGAUCUGGCGGAUAAGAGAUCAUAGGAAGAUAUGGAACAACGACGACGUAGUAAGCCACUUGGUCAAAGAAGUUGGAUUUACAGAUAUCCGAAGACUUUCCAAAUUACAUUUACUGCAUUGUUCUUGGGAGUAUUCUUUUCGAAACCGAUUUACGACAUAUUUUUCAGGAAGAGGGAACCCAUUGAUAUAUCUGAACCUCCGACGACAUAUAAUCGUAAAAGACAAGUCGUAG